AUGUAUGGUGGGCACAAAGACUUUUUAAUCUUGGGGGAUUUCAAUGCACCGGAUAUCGAUUGGAACCUACUUCUUUGUGAUCUCCGAUCUGACUCAUUCGACGCCACGCUGCUUAAAACCGCUCUCGAUUGCUGCCACGUUCAACAUUUCUUGACGCCUACUCGUACUUUUGCAGACCAGACCCAAAACAUCCUGGAUCUCGUGCUCUCCCCGGCAGCUUCGGAUGUCACGAACCUAACCGUUCUUCAACCCAUAGGCAAGAGCGAUCAUUGUGUUGUUUCACUCCACUGGACUCGCCGUCUCACGAUCCAUAGUUACGGUGGUCACCGUCGAAACUUUUGGCGUGCCGACCCACUCCGUCUGAAAACGGCCGCAAGCGCUACGGAUUGGGGUAGCCCUGAACACAUUCACCUCGAUGACGCAUGGAAUUUGUACUCUCCAAAAUGA
Dicrocoelium dendriticum is the source of this 447-nucleotide messenger RNA. The record is from the annotation of a GenBank genome assembly. Lineage: Eukaryota; Metazoa; Platyhelminthes; Trematoda; Plagiorchiida; Dicrocoeliidae.